CUCGGGCCUAUUUCCUCUUCCUUCAUGCGUGCGGCGAUCCCAUCUCAAUGCCCGCCGAGCUAAAUUCGACUAAGUGCUUACUCUGUUUGUCAUUUUAUCUCGGCACUCUAAUAAUUUUUGGCAUUUAAAAAGAGGCCACCGCUGCCGCUACCACCUGUCUCUUCCAUUCAGACAUCCGUCUUUUGUUAAGCAAUAUCAACAGCAACCAUGAAGAUCGCCGCCUCCACCGUCCUCGUCAACGCCCUCGCCGUCCAGGCCGUCCGCAUCGUCCAGUCCAACGAUGACGGCUGGGCCGAGCUAAACAUCCGCGCUCUCAACGAUGCCCUUAUCGCCGGCGGCCACCAGGUCCUCCUGUCCGGUCCUGCGGAAGACAAGUCCGGUAGCUCUUCUAGAGACGAGCAGCCUGAGAACCGCGACAAGCCAUGCGAGUACAACAGCUGCCCUGCCAACUCCCCUCCUUACGGCCACAACAGCACCCGCGAGGACCUCAACUGGGUCAACUCGUACCCGGUCACCUCGAUCCGCUACGGUAUCAACAUGUUUGCCCCGAAGCUCUGGAACGGCGCUGCGCCCGAGCUAGCUGUGACUGGCCCCAAUGUCGGCACCAACCUGUUCCUGUCGGUUCCCUUCUCUGGCACCGUCGGCGCGGCCUGCUACGCUUCGCACGAUGCUGGAAUCCCCGCCAUUGCCUUCUCGGGCGCCGACGACGGCCGUCACGCUUGGAACGAGGCCCCGCGCAAGAGCAGCUCCGUCUACGCUCAGCUUGCUACCAACUUGACCUCCGUGGUCAUUGCCUCGGGCAAGCCCUAUCUCCCCAAGGACGUCUUCCUCAACGUUAACUUCCCCAAGGUUAGCGACGAGUGCAGCGAUGCCUCCAAGUACAAGUUUGUCCUGAGUCGCAUCAACCCGGGCAUCUUCUCCCCCAAGGACGUCAACUGGUGCGGCACGGACCGUCUUCCUACCGAGGACUCUGUAUACAAGACCAAGGGCUGCUAUGUGCCUGUCAGCAUUGGCGAUGCCACUGACAAGACCACCAUCAACGAUGGUCGCCAGCAGGAGGUACUUGACAAGCUCAAGAGCAUCUUGUCCUGCUUGCCAAAGUAAAUUGUCCCCUUUGGUUGACAAAUGUCAAAUGUCACCUGUAUAUGUAUGAGCUCAUGAUGAACAUAAAACACGUUAGACUAGUUGCAUAUAAUCGGAGAAAAUGAAACUAAGGAGAGGCUUUUUUGCCGUUAUAUUUUCGUCUUUACCUAUUCAUGCUAUGCUACGUAGAUUUUCGUGAUCAACUACAUUUAUUUACCACCCUUGCCGGUGGGAAUGUUGAAGAGUACGACGCGGGGGCCCUUCUCGCCGGCCUCGCCCUCCUUCCAGUCGUUAAGACCCUUGUCGACUCUGUAGAAGCCGCGGCGCUCGAGCUGAAUGAUGUCGUCAGCCUUGAGCUCGCCGACGCCGGCAUCGCACCAGGCGGUGACCAUGCUGGCGGUGUUGGGGUUGAGGAAAUCCUCCACAUUGUCAUCCUCCUCAAGCUUGUCCUUGGUGAUGAGGUAGUCAAAAUCCCACAGCUCGGCGGGGACAAGCUUGAAGCCGUCGGCAGCCAACCAUGUAACCUUCUUCUCGGUAGCCUUGAAGUCGCCCUUGAGGUUGAGCUCCAGCUUCAGGCUGGGGAUGGGGUCGCUUGAGGAGAUCUCACGGACAAAGGCGUUGCCCCAGCCCAUCAGAGUAAUCUCCUCAUCGGCCUUGAAAGACUUGGCAUCCGCCUGGUCAAGGUAGACCUCGGGGGCGAAGAAGACAUCCUUCAUGCCAACCUCGGGGUUCUUGGCGUGCUUGGGGCGCUUCUCGCUAGUGACGCCAGUAGGCACAUCAGCGCCAGUCAAGGUGCACUUGACAAGACCGUCCUGGAGCAGGGCAGUGUGACGGGGAGCAACGGGGUCAAUCUCCUUCUUGUUGGCGUUCCAGAAGGUGGUCCAAUCCAUGGAGACAAUGUUGCGGCUAGGGCCCUGGCGAAUGAUGAAGUCGCGGAGAGCAGAAACAGUCAUACCACGGCGACGAACACCACGGACGGUGGGCAUGCGGGGAUCAUCCCAGCCCCAGACGUUGCCGUUGUCGACAAGCUUGGCGAGCUUGCGCUUAGACAGGAACGUCUUGAUGAAGUUGAGACGGGAGAAAUCCCACAUGUGAACCUGGCGGAGGCCAAGGGUGUCGAGGAACCACUGGUACUGGGGGUUGCGAUCGGUGUACUCGGUAGAGCGGAGAGCGUGAGUGAUGCCCUCGUGGCUGUCGACAACGGGGCAAGCAAAGUCGUACAUGGGGUACAUCUUCCAGGUAGUGCCGGUGCGGUGGUGAGCGUCGUUGGGGUUGCAGCGGUAGAUGACGGGGUCGCGCAUGGCCUUGUUGGGGUUGUCGACAGACAUCUUGGCACGGAUGCAGUUGGCGAUACCCUCCUCGGAACCCUUCUUCAUCUCCUCAAAGAUGCGGAGGUUCUCCUCGACAGUGCGCUCGCGGCGCUUGGAGGGACGGCCGUGCAUACGCUCGUCACGCAUAGUUUCCUGGUCGGUGUCGUCGGCAUAAGCCAUACCCAUACCAAUGAGCUUCUUGCACAUGUCGUACAGGUAGUCGAAGUAGUCGGAAGUGUAGGUCAUGGCGUCGGGCUUGAUACCCAUCAGGGCAAGAUCCUCAACAAUGGCAUCCUGGUACUCGGCCUUCUCCUUGGAGGGGUUGGUGUCGUCGAGACGAAGACGCAUCUGGCCCUUGUAGGCGACGUGACCGAAGUAAUCGCUGAGAAGAGCAGCCUUGGCGUGUCCGAUGUGAAGGUAGCCACUAUAAAGAUAUUAGAAGAUAUAGACAAUAAUUGUGAUAGAUCAUAUACUUACGAAGGCUCGGGAAGGAAACGAGUAACAACGCCCUUGUCAGUAUCCUGAAGAGCAAGGUUGUAGUUGGCGCCCUGGGACUUGGCCUUGCCAGCAUCGGCGGGCUUGUUGUCCUCCUGGAGCUCGGGGUGCGAUUGCUCGACAAAGGUGAACCAUCUGGUGAUGUUGGGAAGAGCAUUCUUGCGAAUGAAGCCCAUGGCAACCUUGUUGGCACGCAGAGUCUGCCAUACCUUCUUGUCGUCCUCGCUCAGAGUAAAGCCCUGGACGUAGGAUCGCAGGGUAAGGUGCUUGUCAAGGUCACGCAGAUGGGGCUCGAUGGAGCGGAAAUCGCCUGCCAGCUUGGCAGGAAGGUUCUGAAUCUCGUCUUGCUGCAUUUUGAACUAGAUGCUACCGCUGUAUGAAAAAUACCAACGUUAGCUAUAAUAAAAUCAAUGUGUUGCGUCUUCCAAGCUUGAC
Molecule: messenger RNA, 3323 nt
Organism: [Torrubiella] hemipterigena
Lineage: Eukaryota; Fungi; Ascomycota; Sordariomycetes; Hypocreales; Clavicipitaceae
Source: the annotation of a GenBank genome assembly